Frankliniella occidentalis (western flower thrips) is the source of this 1637-nucleotide messenger RNA. Its product is annotated as zinc finger protein 572-like. Gene Ontology annotation, cellular component: nucleus. The record is from RefSeq and is a predicted model, not a curated record. NCBI's taxonomy places the organism in Eukaryota, Metazoa, Arthropoda, Insecta, Thysanoptera, Thripidae. The transcript has 3 exons. The coding region runs from base 568 to 1434 and encodes 288 amino acids.
AGUAAAAACAGAAACCGGCAUGAAAUGCCACACCCAUGCCCGCCUUCUUGUAAUUUCAAAUUUUCCGGCACACGCCGCUGCUCGCAUGAUUUCGACUUUUCCGUUAUCACACGGUAUCAAAUCUCCAGCUGCACCGCAGGCAGCAGACGACGGGCUGCGCGCGUCGGUGUGCGAGAGAGAGAGACGUCCUGCCGGCCGGUCAGCUGGCCAGUUGACCCGGCACGAGCGGUGCGUGAGGUUUGUCACCGUCGCGUUCAGUGUCGUCCGAUACGUCCGCUACGUUUGCGUGUUCCGAGCAAAAUAUUUAUUAUUAUUACUUUCUGUUAGUUGUAUUUUCUUCGCUGUCUUCGUGUCUUCUCUGCAGUGUCUUCUUGUCCAGUAAGCUCUCGGCUCCACGGCUCUGCGGGCGGCGUGGCGGCUGGCGGCGCGGCUCCCGUUUCGCCACACCCAGCAACAGCACGCCAGGCGCAGGGAAAAAUUCAGCCGGAAACGUGAAACAAGCUGAGAAGCAAACUAAACAGCCCAUCUAAUCGCGGGUCAAUACUACAGCUUCCCUUCCACUACAAGAUGAACAAAAUGAAGUCUCCACAGCAGUUCUCCAUAUGCAACAAAACGUUUUCCGGCGCAGAUGACCAUGAGUAUCAUCUUCAGUCCCAUACAAAAGAAGAGCCAUUCGAGUGCACCGUGUGUCACAAAACUUUUUCUCAGGGUAGCAAUCUAAGGAGACAUCUGCGUACCCACACUGGAGAGAAGCCAUUCGAGUGCACCGUGUGCCACAAAACUUUUUCUCGGGGUAGCAAUCUAAGGCAACAUCUUCGUACCCACACUGGCGAGAAGCCAUUUGAGUGCACCGUGUGCCAAAAAAUUUUUACAACAAGUUUCGAACUCCGGCAACAUCUUCGUACCCACACUGGAGAGAAGCCAUUUAAGUGCACCGUCUGCCAGAAAAGGUUUUCACAGUCUUCCGGUCUAAGCUCACAUCUGCGUACCCACACAGGGGAGAAGCCAUUUACGUGCACCGUGUGCCACAAAACGUUUUCUAGGGAUAGCCAUCGAAUUAGACAUAUGCUUACCCACACUGGAGAGAAGCCAUUUGAAUGCACCGUGUGCCACAAAACGUUUACUCAGGAUACCAAUCUAAGGCAACAUCUUCGUACCCACACUGGAGAGAAGCCAUUUGAGUGCACCGUGUGCCACAAAAAGUUUGGAAGAAGCUCCGAACUCCGUGUUCAUCUGCGUACCCACACUGGGGAGAAGCCAUUCGAGUGCACUGUGUGUCGCAAAACUUUUUCUGGGGCUGGCAAACUAAGGAUACAUCUGCGUACCCACACUGGAGAAAAGCCGUUUGAGUGCCCCGUGUGUCACAAAAAGUUUGCAAGAAGUUCCGAUCUGAAUAGACAUCUGCGUACCCACUUAUCCAAGAAAGUGAUGUAGCGAUCCACGCGCCGAACCCAACAUUAGUUAGCAAUCUGCGGCGGUUUAUGCGCACCUUGCACAGAGAAGGAAAUUGCACACUCCAUGUUAGAGUAAAUGUGAUGCACAUGGUACUCGCCAACUUAACGCGUGUGUGUGAUUCAUUGUACUGAUCUCUUUUAAGUCAGAGUUUAAUAAAAUAAUUUUUUAGAAUCAAUGUAUAA